AUGCCCUCUGAUUUCGUCUCCCUCCUCAGCUCGGACCUCGACCUCAAUUCCCCCAAAUCUCUCUACUCUAAAGAGUCUGUAUAUGACCUCCUCCCCAAAGAGCUCCAGCUCCAGCAGUCGUCCACCCAGACCGACCCAACCACCAUGAGUCAGAAGAGCGGGGGAGAGGCGGGGCCUCCUCCAUCUGCGGCCUUGGCUUCAGAUGCCACGUCUUCCACCUCCAGCCCCUCUGCUUCCUCCUCCUUGGUCAUGGGAGCCCCGAGCUCUGGUUCGUCCGCCGGCCCGUCCGCCGACCAUCUCAAGGCGCCCCAGCACCAUCACUUGGCCGGAGGAGAAGGAACUGUAGCGUCAGAAGUGCAAGUCAUGGAGGGAGGACCCGCAUCUGCUCCCAACAGGAGCAACAGCACAGCGGGCGCCGUGGCAGGAGACCCCGGUUUAGGAGUUCAGCAGCCUCAGAACACGCCGUCAAAGCGGAGGCCCGUAUUGAGCAUAUCCCCACCACCUGAAGACCUGUUCGAUGACAGUCAAAUGUCCUGCCUGGAGGAGCCCCCCGCAGCCAGUGUCCCGGGUCCGGACUCAGAGCAUAGCAGUAGUAUGUGGGCCGAUGACUCAGUUUCCAACUUCAGCUUGGUCAGUUCCUUCUCCUACAAUGACAACACGGAGGUGCCACGCAAGUCGAGGAAAAGAACUCCCCGCCAGCGGCCGGGGCCCAAACCAGCUCCCCCGGAGGACAGCAUGGAUGUGUUUGAUGCAGACAGUGCCAAAGCGCCUCAUUUUGUUCUGUCUCAGCUCGGCCCAGACAAAACUUGUCCCAUGACUAGUUCUCUUGAGUCGGGGACAACAGCAGCCGGGGGAUCGCUAUCUACUCAGUUCCCUCAAAGGAGUAACGGGAAGGAGUUAAAGAUGUUAGUGCAGCCUGAGACCCAGCACAGAGCUCGAUAUCUGACCGAAGGCAGCCGAGGUUCUGUCAAAGACCGGACACAGCAGGGAUUCCCGACCAUCAAGUUGGAGGGUGUCAGUGAGCCAGUUGUACUGCAGGUGUUUGUAGCAAAUGACACAGGUAGAGUGAAGCCUCACGGUUUCUACCAGGCAUGCAGAGUCACUGGUCGCAACACCACUGCCUGCACCGAGGUGGACAUUGAGGGUACAACUGUUAUCGAGAUCCCUCUGGAGCCCAGCAAUGAUAUGACACUUCCGGUGGACUGUGUAGGAAUUUUGAAGCUUCGCAAUGCUGACGUGGAGGCACGUAUUGGUGUGGCGGGAUCCAAAAAGAAAAGCACCCGAGCUCGCCUGGCCUUUCGAGUUAACAUCCCACAGACUGACGGAUCCACCCUCACCCUACAAGUCCUGUCAUCACCCAUUCUCUGCACCCAGCCUGCGGGAGUACCAGAGAUCCUGAAGAAGAGUCUCCACUCCUGCUCUGUAAAAGGAGGGGAGGAAGUUUUUAUAAUCGGAAAGAAUUUCCUGAAAGGAACCAAAGUUGUUUUUCAGGAGAAUAUUGCAGAUGAAAAUUCUUGGCAAGCUGAGGCUACUAUUGACAUGGAUCUUUUCCAUCAGAACCAUUUAAUUGUGACGGUUCCCCCAUUCCACAACCAAUCAAUAACUUCCCCAGUUUCUGUGGGAAUUUUUGUCAUGACCAAUGCUGGUAAAUCACACGAAGCCCAACCUUUCACCUAUACUCCUGACACAGAUAAAACAGAUGUUCAAAAAGUAAAAACCGAGGAACCUUCCUUCAAGACAUGUAUAUUUGACAGUCAGAUCCAAUCUGUGCCCUCUGACCAAACUGACUUCUCUGGUCAGCCUGUCAAAAGGCAAGAGGACACACCGAUGGAAGUGUCUAGCAAUCCACAGUCCACAAAUGUGUUCAAGCAAUCCUCUGGCCCGAUUGUGUCAGUGCAGCAGACACUCGAGCUGAGCUCGACCCCUCAUUCAGGUGGGGAGUCCUUUCAGAGCUCAAUGCCCCUACAACCAGAGGAUGUAGAGCUUCCCCAGGCACCUCCUGUUUUUCCAACCCUAGAGUCUCUCAAUUCAAUUCAAAAGCAAGACAUUGCCCCAACAGCAUCCUUUCCAAUGGCAGGAGAUCCAACAAUUCCCCCUGUGACACCAGAAGUUCCCCAGCAGUUCCUCAGAGACCCUCAGGAAAAUCUGGCCACUGACAAUAGUGCGGUAGUGGUUGUAGCAAUGCCACAAAUUGCAGCAACUUCUCAGCCCCAACCCCAGCAGUCCCAGGUUCCCAUGUUUGCCCAGGAAGGCGUUGCCCAUUUGGAAAUAACAGUAAGGGACCUUCAGGCUGGAGUUAACAACGCACUCCAACAGGUCAUAGAGGCAGCUGUAGCCCAGCAGCAGCAGCAACAACUAACCACUGUGCUUUACAGCCAAGCUUCCUCUGCAGACUCCCUUCAACAACAUGUCCAGGAGAACAUGAACAGCCUUAGAUUGGGAGCAACAGACAAUUCACUGUCACCACAGCAGCAAUUGCAAAUACAGCAACAGCAGCAACAACAGCAGAUACAACAGUUUCAACAGCAGCAGCAACAAAUGCAACAACAGCAAAUCCUUGGCAACCUUCAACAGCAACAACAUCUACAGCAACAACAACAAGUCCUUGGAAACAUGCAGAUGCAACAACAACUUAUACUACAGCCUCAAGACCAACAGCAAGUACAGCAGCAACAACUUCUAGAAAACAUUCAACAACAACAGUUGCAACAGAAUCAACAAGUCCUAAACAACAUGCAGCUCCAGGAUCAACAACAAAAUCAAAUUCUCAGCAAUUUACAACAGCAUCAGCUGCAACAGCAACAAAACCAAGCGUUAAGCAACCUUCAGCAACAGCAGUUGCAGGAACAACAAGUCUUGGAGAAGCUCCAGCAGCAACUUCAGGCAGAGUUGCUUCAGCCUCAAAUCCAUUCCAAUCCCCAAGUGCAGCAGCCCGUCUCCCUUCUUCAAGAACCUGCUGAGAUGCUUACAAUCCAAACUAGCUUUCCAACACAGCCCCCAUCCCAUACGUCACCGCCACAGCAGCUUUUCCAGUCUCCCAGACCGAUUGCAGAGACCCAGGGUUCCCAACAGCAGGUUCAAGCAGCCCUUCUGCCGAAUGCACUGACAGCCCUGACAAGCAGCGGCCUCAACGCAGAGCAACAGUCCACUGGGUCAGCUCUGUACCUCUCGCCGACCCCUCAGUCCCAACAGCAGCCGCAUUUGACAUUCAUCUCCAGCAUGGAGACGUCCACCAGUCAGCCCCAGGCUGUUGCUAUGUUUCAUAACCAGCCUCAAACUCAGCUUUCACAAAUUCAGCAACAGGGCACCCCCAUGGAACAACAGCAAUCCCCGCAACAAAAUCAACAACAGUCACCGCAACUUUCCAUUAGCCAGCAGAACUCCUUGUUCCAAAGCAUACCCAAUCAUUCACAGCCUAACCCGAUCCCCCAGAAUCAACUCUCCCAGUCACAGCAGACUGGUCUACUCCUCUGUACCACCGAUCUAAAUCCCCAGACUAUCCUUUUCAGCACCCAGACCCAAGGUGCAGCCCCGAUAGGCAGCAUCACUGUAGGACUUUCCCAACCUGAGACAGUCGAGCCUAUGUCCUUCCAAGAUCAGAGUUCCUUGGGUAACAACUCCACAUCUGCUCAAAACCAAUCACAAAGUAUUUUUCAGGAACAGCAGCCCAUGCAAGUGGGCACAAGUUCUUCAAGUGUCCAAAACAGUCAACCUGUGGAGCUGUUCCUGCCCCAGGCUUCCCUAUCCAGCCUCCAGAGUACUCUGGGUUCGCCAGAGCUAAACAACCAGGCUGCAGCCCCUGGCACAACCAUUUUUGUGGUUCAAGGGUCUGUGGGUGGAGUGGACAGCCCUGGCCAGCAACCCCCAGAGCAGCUUUUCCAGACAAAUGUGAAUGAAAAUGUGGCCCAACGAGGACCAGCCAACGUGUUCGUGUUUGGCAUCCAAAAUGACACUCCUCAGCUGCUCAACUCCUCCGGCUCCAGCCUUCCAGUUCAGAACCAGGCCCAAAACCCUGGCCACAUGCAGCCCCUCAUGGAGCAACCCAUGGCCCAGGCGUCAUCUUCCAUGCACGGUGGCCUACAGGGAAGCCUGCAGAUGCAGUCCAGUUUGGAGAGCGCCAUGCAGACCAACAGCCAGGUGACUCUGCAACCUGCUUUACAGGCCAGCGUAGACACCAGCCUGCCGACGCCCAUGCAGACCAAUCUCCAGAUUCAGAGCAGCUUACAGAAUACAAUGCAGGGCUCUAUAUCGGCAGCGUCCGACAUGGGCAAAAUUGAGGACCUACUGGAAAGUCUGCAGAAGCAGUGA
Molecule: messenger RNA, 4308 nt
Organism: Nerophis lumbriciformis (worm pipefish)
Lineage: Eukaryota; Metazoa; Chordata; Actinopteri; Syngnathiformes; Syngnathidae
Source: RefSeq, a predicted model, not a curated record